Molecule: messenger RNA, 674 nt
Organism: Cicer arietinum (chickpea)
Lineage: Eukaryota; Viridiplantae; Streptophyta; Magnoliopsida; Fabales; Fabaceae
Product: arabinogalactan protein 41-like
Source: RefSeq, a predicted model, not a curated record
UGCCUCUCUCCUCUUUUCUCUCUCAUCCCAUUCACAAUUCUAACCGCCUUUUAAACAAAUCACUCUCCGUCGUUCCUCUCCCUUUCUCUCUCUCUCUGCGCGCCUCUUCCGCAAUUCACAGAGACGCCGCAGAGAAAGAAAUAUAAUCAAGUCUAUCAAAACACAUUACGUUCUUAUCUACGCAAAAUGGCGGCACCGAAACAUUCAUUCGGAUUCGGAGUUGUGGCCAUGCUCGCCACUCUCAUUUUCGCUCUUUCACUCCCCGCCGCUGUUCACUCUCAAUCUCUUGCACCUGCACCUGCUCCUACCAGCGACGGAUCAUCGGUUGAUCAAGGAAUAGCUUAUUUGUUGAUGUUGUUGGCACUGGUACUGACCUACAUCAUUCAUUCGGCUGACAUUUCAUCUACCUUCUGAAUUGCAUGUUGAUGUUGGAGAGAGGGCUUUGUGUUUUUAUUUAUUAUUAUUAUGAGUUAUGAUUAAUUAACGUGUUUGUAGAACGCGGCGGAGAAAGGGGAUAAUAUGUUAUGUAAUGAUAAUAAUGAUAGAUUGAGGUGUUAUGUUUGUUUUCCUAGUGAGUGAAGAAAAGAAUAUGAUCAGUUCAUAGUACCAACUUCACAUUUAUGGACCUAGGUAUUAUUGCAAUCUCGUCAAUGUUAUUUCUCUUAGUAAUUUCA